CGUGAUCAUUCCCAGGGUGCCUUUCAAAAAAGAAGGUCUUCUUCGUUCUAAAAAAUAUUUAGAUUCAAUACUCAAUCCAAAACAACAUAGCACACACUCGGACAUUAAUAACAUUAAUCGGAAACGAUGCCUGAUCAUAGAAAGACUGUAGAGGAAAAGAAGUAUGCGAUUUUGACCAAGGACUCGAUCCAAACGAUGGGGGAAUCCGUCGGACUUUCUGAAAUUUCUGAAGAAGUUGCAGCAAAUUUGUCUGAAGAUGUCAGUUAUAGGUUGAGAGAAAUUAUUCAGACAUGUUGUCAGUUCAUGAGACAUUCCAAAAGAAAGCGCCUCACUACAGAAGAUUUCAACAGAGCUGUGAGGAACAAUAAUACACCACCAGUAUAUGGUCAGAAUGGUACAGAUCAGGCCCAUUUUAGACAAGUGAAGGAGGCAGAUUGUUAUGUGGCUGAUGAACGUGACAUUAAUUUGGUGGAAGUGGCAAACCAUACUUUCACCCCACAGCUCCCUGGAGAUGUCACAGUUAAAGCCAGCUGGUUAGCUGUAGAGGGGAUGUACAGGGGAGCAGCUCAACCUCCAGUUAAGCCCCCUGACAAGGUCCCUAAGCUGGUGUCCGAAGACCUGAUUGUUUACUAUGACAACAUGACUAAAGCCAUAUUAGGGCAUGACGAGGAAUUGAUGAAGAUAGCACUGACUGAUCUUCGAACUAACACCAAGAUAAUCCCUGUCCUGCCAUAUUUCAUCAACUUUGUCAAUAGUGGGAUGAAGACUGUGAGUCAUGACAUUGGUCAGCUGACAAAGUUACUACACACAGUCAAGUCAAUUAUCAACAACAGGUCCCUCUACCUUGAACCUUUAGCAUAUUUGGAUGGUCUGCUACAAUGCAUUCUCUAUUGUAUAUUGGAGCCUCUAGCUGCUUCUAUUAACCCCCUCAAUGACCACUGGGCCCUGCGUGACUAUGCAGCUAAUCUGCUAAUACAUUUAAUAAAUGGUUGGAGUAGCCCUUUAAAUGGAUUAUACAAGAGAUGCAGUGAAGCUCUAAAGCAGGCCCUCUAUGAUGCAGCCAAACCUUUAUGUUCACAUUAUGGUGCAAUAGUGGCUAUACUAGCUUUGGGAAGCCAGGCAAUAUCUGAGAUUCUACUUCCCCAUAUCUCCACCUAUUGGCCACACCUGACAUCUAUUAUGGAGGACCAAACCUACACCAACUGUCAGGUGAAGACUGAUGCUCACAGAGUACAUGCUGUUCUACUGCUGGCAUGCGAGUGUGUUUUGAAGUCCAAAAUAAAUGAAGCUCUUGCCGAACAAGAUGAGCCCCCUACAAUAACAACAAAAACAGAGCUUAUAUCAAUAACAAAUACUGAACCUUCAACUACAACUUCGCAAGUUCCCUUGUUGGAUGCCAUUAAAGUAGAACCAGGUGACUCUAAGACUCUAGAAGAAACUGGAAUAUUCCAGUCAGGUGUCCUCCUGGAGCCUGAUCGCGCCCAGAAGACUCCUAUAUCAUUGAACGAUUUAUAUGCAGAACUCUAUGGCUAUUUUGGGGACAGCUUAGCCACAAGGCUUCCCCAGCAUCAAAUUAGUAAUUUCUACCAACCAAAAUCUCCAAAAUCACCUGUGCACUUGACUGACCCAGACACAUUUAAAAGUGGUGAAGAACUUCUAUCAGUGUUCCUAAAACCAGGGGUGAAAACUGAGGGUAGCAAUCACUCACCUAUGGAGGUUGGGGGUGACGGUUCCAGCACUUAUAGCUCAGACCCCCAGAAACUUACUGUGAAAAGUUCAUUAGAACAACCAGAUCAUGGUAUCAAGUUAACUGUAGGUAGACCUGGUAAACUCAAAAGUGGGAAAAGACCUGAAUCUCGACGUAAACGAAAACAAAGUCAUAAAACUCUAAUGCAAGAAUAUUUUGAGAGUUCCCGGAUGUGUAAGCGAGAAGCAGUGUUUAGUUUUCAAUUCAGGGGAACUGUCCACAAACAGAAAACAUUGAGGAGUUUCUCAGUGAGUGGAGAGACAUCUGAACCACCUACACCUGCUACUAAACUAACAUUUCCCUUAUUUGGUAAACGAAAGGCCACCAAAAAUGGUACAGCUCGUAAAAAGAAAAUAGCUACAGCUUGUGGUAAUAUGUUGGCUAUAAUGUAGCUACUUGUUAAAGUAAUAUAUUGGCUUUAACAAAUGUCACAGUAUGAAAGAAAAUAUAUAUAGUUUUCAAGACUCUUUUAUAAAUAAACAUGCUUGUCUGUUAAAGGUUUUAUUGUAAUACUUAUCCUUUCAACCUGAAUAUAUGUACAAUGUGGCUAGCCCUUAUUUUUAACUUCAUUUUUUUUUUAUUCAUAGAAUUUAUUUUACAAAUACAUAAAGUACAUAAACAUUA
Owenia fusiformis is the source of this 2371-nucleotide messenger RNA. Lineage: Eukaryota; Metazoa; Annelida; Polychaeta; Sabellida; Oweniidae. The record is from the annotation of a GenBank genome assembly.